This is a messenger RNA of Suillus bovinus, 1167 nucleotides long. RefSeq lists its product as uncharacterized. NCBI's taxonomy places the organism in Eukaryota, Fungi, Basidiomycota, Agaricomycetes, Boletales, Suillaceae. Bases 1 to 1167 code for a protein of 388 amino acids. The transcript has 14 exons. The record is from RefSeq and is a predicted model, not a curated record.
AUGCAGCAUACCCCUGUCAAGGGGCAACAAUCCAGUUGGACAUGGUGCAGUUUGAGCUGUAAAAGACGCCGAAUCUUGGGCAUCCUGAAGGAGCCGGAAGAAAAGAUACAUGAUUCUUUAACCGGCAAGACAAUGACCUUUUUGUCCGACGAGUACGCGUCGAGGACUGCAUCAUCUCUCGCUAAAAACAAGCAGAGACGCAUCAAUCUUCACGAUCGGGAGGCAGUGGAAGAAGAAAUCAUUGCGCGUGCCGAACGCAACUUGAAGAGAGCGAACCGAAGGAUGGACGAAAACUAUAUCGAAGAAGUUUCUGACGACGAACAUUUUCUGGAUGAAUCAAAUGUCCAGGAGACGGCUCCUGUCGUUAAGCCUUCUAUCCCGAGUUUCAUAGCGGACGCUGUGGACUUCAUAGGUCUAUUCUUGCUUCAAUGUCGGUUAAGGCUUAAACGCUUGCUGGAACGAGCCAUCACUGCGCUAUGGAUUUAUGUGAAACGUGGGUGGGUGACCCGUGGGUACGAAGUCUACCGUAUACUGGUGAAGGAGAGAUAUGGAUCCUAUAAGUAUCCGAGGUAUAAACACUAUGGCAAGUACACUCGAGGUCGACUAAGGUCAACCAAGGUCGAGUACAAGUACACAGCCGCUACACUCCUUCUCCCAAACCCCAUCCCUGAGCCCCAAUUUGAGUGUGCUACGUGGUAUAUGCGAGAAUCUCAGCAGGAGGUUGAUCGCCUGAAACGUGCUCACAGAGAUGACGGGGAUGAUGCAGAUGAUGAGGAUGAGCCUACAGAUAAAUAUGGGCCUGGUAGAAGUUCUCUGCGUAUGGUAGACACAGUCAAGGCAGGAGAAUCUGAACAGAGGCCAUCAGAUAGGGACAAAACGCAGUGCAUGCAAGGUUGUCCGAGGCAAACACGCGCAUUGUCGGCGGCGUUCGAUAUACGUCGCGUCCUCUUAAAUCUGGCAAGGUCAAAGGCACUUACGUUUCUCGCCCUCUCUUCUCUCCGCAAAAUCCACGAGGAUCCGGCCUGCGUCAAAAUGAAAAAGGGAUUGGUCACCGACCCAAACUACGCCCGACUGCAAUGUUGGUGGUGUGAAAGUCAGGACCUGGCUGGCAGGCCAGGGAUGUCGGCUCCCAGAUCUUUUUGUGGAUCAGGCUCUGAAGAUGAUUAG